Messenger RNA from Pistacia vera, 5945 nucleotides. RefSeq lists its product as uncharacterized. Gene Ontology annotation, biological process: protein phosphorylation. The transcript has 4 exons. Gene Ontology annotation, molecular function: ADP binding; ATP binding; ATP hydrolysis activity. NCBI's taxonomy places the organism in Eukaryota, Viridiplantae, Streptophyta, Magnoliopsida, Sapindales, Anacardiaceae. The record is from RefSeq and is a predicted model, not a curated record. Bases 284 to 5500 code for a protein of 1738 amino acids.
UUAUGGCAUGCUACCGAAGCAAGUACCGUUCAGAAUUAAAUUCUGUAACCAAACUCUAAUUACGGGAACUUCAUCUCCUAAGCUUGCCAUUUAUGUUGACUGAGCCAACUCAGUGGCCACAUCAGAAGAGAUCAGCUCAUAUUUCUUCCAGAUUUGUGUUCAUAUCUGAAAGACUUGUUAAAUAGGUACGAGUUGUUUAAAUAGUUUGAAAUUUUCAGAUCAAUUCUAGUUUACUUGUUGUGAUCUGUGCUUUAUUUUUACGACUUUGGAAGAAAGACUGAAAAUGGUGGAGAGAGUUGUCUCUGCUGUUGAGAAAGUUUCGGAUUGCUUGUCAAAUCCGUUUAGUUACCUUCUAAAUUACAAGAGCAAUUUUGAGAAUCUCAAGAAUGAAAUUGACAACCUGGUAAAUGCUAGAGAGUAUAUGCAGCAUAGGGUUGAUGAUGCUAAAAGAGAGGGGGAAGUGAUUGAAAAGGUUGUUGAGAAAUGGCUGAGAAGUGUGGAUGAGGUCAUAGACGAGGCUGGUAAGAUUGUUAGGGAUGGUGAGAACUUGAAGGACCAGAAUUUCAAGGGGUUGUGUUCUGAUGUGGUGACCCGCUGUAAGCUCAGCAAGAAAGCGGCGAGGAAGCUAAAGGCUGCUGUUGUACUCCAGGAAGUAGGAAAAUUUAAAAAGGUUUCGUUCAGAACCAUUCCACAGGAGAUGUGGAUAACAUCUACGAGAGAUUAUGAGGCCUUCGAAUCGAGAAUGUCUAGCUUGAAUGAUAUAUUGAAAGCACUAACUGAUCCCAGUGUCCAUAUGAUUGGUGUAUAUGGAAUGGCUGGUGUAGGCAAGACCAUAGUGGUGAAGGAAGUUGCUAAGCAAGCCAAGAAAGGAAAGCUGUUUGAUGAGGUGGUUUUAGCAGACGUAUCUGAGACUCCAGACAUAAAGAAGAUUCAAGAAGAAAUAGCAGAUAAGCUCUGUUUCCGGUUUUCUGCAAAGAGUGAGUGUGGAAGAGCAAGGAUGUUGUGUGAACGAUUGAGGGAAGAGAAGAAGAUACUUGUGAUAUUAGAUAAUAUUUGGGCAAGUCUUGAUAUGGAGAAGGUAGGAAUUCCUUUUGGAGAUGAUCAAGGGGGAUGUAAAGUAUUGUUGACAUCAAGAAAUUAUGAUGUAUUAUCAAGUAAGAUGGGCUCUCAAAAUAAUUACUUGAUUGACAUUUUAAAUGAAGAAGAAGCUUGGAGGCUAUUUAAAAAGAUGGGAGGUGAUUGUGUUGAAAACCGUGAGUUGCAAUCUUUAGCAACGGAUGUGGUCAAGGCAUGCCGAGGUUUGCCUAUUGCCAUUGUUACAAUUGCAAAGGCAUUGAGAGACAAGAGUGUAUUUGCAUGGGAGAAUGCCUUGCAACGUUUGAGAAGUCCUUCCUCGAGCAAUUUCACAGGAAUGCAGGCAGUGUUUCAUUCAAGUAUAGAGUUGAGCUACAAUCAUCUAGAAGGUGAGGAACUUAAGUCAACUUUUUUGCUGUGCAGUCUAAUGAAAGAUUCUUAUGAUAUUCCUAUUAUGGACUUGUUGAAAUAUGGAAUGGGUUUGGGUUUAUUUAAAGGCAUCAAUACAGUGGAAGAAACACGAGUGAGAGUAUAUACACUGGUCCAUGAACUCAAAAGUUGUUGUUUGUUGCUUAAUGGUCAUACCAGUGAAUAUUUUUCUAUGCAUGAUAUUGUUCGUCAUGUUGCCAUAUCAAUCGCAUCAAGAGAUCAAAAUGUAUUUGCAUUAAGAAAUGAGGUUAUUCCGAGGGAUUGGCCCGAUGGGGAUGCACUAAAAACUUGCACUGCAAUCUCUAUACAUGAGAGUAAUAUUACUGGGAUCCCUAAAAGAUUGGAUUAUCCACUACUUAAAUUUUUCUAUAUGAAUGUCAGGGAUCCUUUUUUCAAAACCCCUAACAAUUUUUACAUAAAGAUGCCAGAGCUAAGAGUUCUAAAUUUGACUAGAAUGCACUUAUUGUCAGUGCAGUGGCCAUUUUUUCUCCUAGUAAACCUUCGAACAUUAUAUUUGGAUCAUUGCAUAUUGGGAAAAAUAGCCGUUAUUGGAGAACUGAAGAAACUAGAAAUCCUUAGCUUUGUCUAUUCUGAUAUUGAGCAGUUGCCUGGAGAAAUAGGUCAAUUGACUAGGCUCAAGUUGUUAGAUUUGAGCAAUUGUUCAAAAUUAAAAGUUAUUUCACCCAAUGUGAUAGCUAGCUUAUCCCAGUUAGAAGAACUGUAUAUAGGUAAUAGCUUUGUUGACUGGGAGUUUGAAAGGCGCACAUUUGAAAGAAGUAAUGCUAGCCUCCAUGAGUUGAAGCAUUUGUCUCACCUAACCACUUUGGAAAUACAUAUAGAAGAUGCCAAGAUCCUUCCAAAGGGCUUGUUCUUUGAAAAGCUAACUAGGUACAAAAUAUUCAUUGGAGAUGAAUGGGACUGGUCUGGUAAGUAUGAAUUUUCAAGAACUUUGAAACUCAAGCUCAAUAACAACAUUUGCCUAGAAAGUGAGAUAAUCAUGCUGUUGAAGAGAGUUGAAGGCUUAUACUUGGAUGAAGUUCAGGGUGUCAAGAAUGUUCUUUAUGAACUACAUGAGGAAGGUUUUCCCCAAUUGAGGCAUCUCAAGGUCCAAAACAAUCCUCACUUGCUGUGUCUUGUUGAUUCAACGAAUUGGGUACCUCGUGAUGCCUUCCCAGUAUUGGAGUCACUGUUCCUGCAUAAUUUGAUUAACUUGGUAAAGAUAUGUCAUGGUCAACUUGCAGCAGCAUCUUUCUGUCAAUUAAGGAUCAUAAAAGUGAGAAAUUGUGAUGAAUUAAAAAAUAUCUUCUCAAUCUCCAUUGUGAGAUACCUUCAACAACUUCAAAAAGUCGACGUGAUCAAAUGCAAGAAUAUUGAAGAAAUUUUCACAGUUGGAAGAGAUGAUGAUGUCAACCACAGUGAAGUGAUUGAUAAGAUUGAGUUUGGACAUCUACGCUCCUUGACUCUAAAAUUUCUUCCACAGCUUACAAGCUUCUACUCAAAAGUGAAGACAGCCAACACAGGGUCCAAUGAAAUCACUCUGGAGGAUGAGGUUUCCAUACAAAUUUUUAACGAUAAGGUUGUGAUGCCUAACUUGGAGGUUUUGGAACUUCAUGCUAUUAAUUGUGAAAGGAUUUGGCACAACCGACUUGUAGAUCUGCCUUGUGUUCAAAAUUUGAUGCGCUUGAUUGUCUGGGGCUGUGAUAAAUUAAAAUAUCUAUUUCCAUUUUCUAUAGCUAACAAUUUUGUCCAGCUUCAACACCUUGAGAUAUGUCACUGCCCGGUCUUGGAGGACAUUAUUGCUGAGGAUGGCGGAGGAAAAGCAGCUGUUAGGCUACUCUUUCCACGGGUAACCUUUCUGAAGCUCCAGAACCUAUCAGAACUUAAAACUUUUUAUCCUGGAAUACAUACUUCAGAAUGGCCCUUGUUAAAGAGAUUGGAGGUAAGCGGUUGUGACAAAGUAACUAUAUUCACUUCAGAAUUGUUUGGCUUAAAGGAAAUUAAUGAGGAGCACCUCAAUAUCCAAGCGGAACAUGCCCUCUUCUUGGUUGCAAAGGUUGUCUCCAGCUUGGAGGCAUUGAAAUUAAGUGGAAAAGACAUGAACAAGAUAUGGCAUGUCCCAUUUCCAGAAUACCUUUUUGACAAACUUAAAAUUCUUGAGGUAAUGAAUGAUAACUCAGCAACUUUUCCACUUGAAUUCCUUCCAAGGUUUCACAAUCUGGAAAAAGUUGAAUUCAGAUGGUGUUCAUACAAAGAGAUAUUCUCAAGUGGAAAGGUCAAAGAACAUGCCAGAAUGCUAUCACAAAUUAAAAGUUUAAAGCUGUGGGAACUUCCUAAUCUGAAGUACAUGUGGCAAGAUGACUGCAAAUUAGAGUGGGCUCUUCAAAAUCUUGAAAUUCUAGAAGUAUGGUGGUGUGACAAUUUGAUUAACCUAGUGCCAUCCUCAGCAUCUUUCCAAAAUCUGACAACUUUGGAAAUUUGGAAUUGCAAAGGAUUGGAAAACUUGCUUGCACCAUCCAUGGCAAAAACUUUAGUGAGACUCGUAAAAAUGAGUAUUGAUGGAUGUGAACAGAUGACAAAAGUAAUAGCAUGUGAGGAAGAUGUAGCGGAAGAUGAGAUUAUUUUUGGCAAAUUAAAGUGCUUGUCCCUUGAACGUUUAGAGAGUCUCACAAGUUUUUGCUCUGGCAAUUACGUCUUCAACUUUCCAUCUUUGGAAGGUUUAGUUGUGAUAGAAUGUCCCAAGAUGAUGAUUUUCUCUCAAGGUGCCUUAAGUGCACCAAAGUUACAAGUAGUACGACAAAAUUGGGGACCUGAUAAAGGGUGUUGGGAGAGUGACCUUAAUACAACUAUACAACAGUUACAUAAAAAAGAGAUCUGUGAUGAAUCUGUUUCAAAAACCUGCCAAGAAAGAACAGAGGAGAGAAAGCAAAGCUUAAAAGGAGUAGCCUUAGACCCUUACACCAAGCUCAGCACCUCAGUUCCUUCUCAAGAUGAGGUCUCGUCCAGGUUCCCAGCCAUAAGUAGUCGGUUUACUGAUGGAGGUCUGCUUGUUAACAGAGAUGGUUAUCGAAUUGUCUAUCAAAAGGAAAGUGGAGCUCCGCUACCUAUUAAACCAUUUGACAACCAGUUGAAAUUGGAGGAUAUCGAACGAAUUAGACUUGUUGGAGAGGGAAACGGCAGCAUGGUGCACUUGGCGCAGCACAAAUACACUGGCCAGUUUUUGGCUGUAAAGGUUGUUAAAGUGACACUUGAGGCGUCUUCACGGAAACAGCUUGCACAGAUGUUGAAAAUGAUUCAAUCAUUACACUGUCCAUAUGUUGUGGUCUUUUAUCAACUUUUUUACAAUGAAGGUGCCAUUUCAAUCAUUUUGGAGUAUAUGGAUGGUGGAUCUCUUGCGAAUUUUCUGAAAAAGGUUAAAUCAAUUCCAGAAGUGUAUUUAGCUGCCAUCUUUAAGCAGGUGCUUAAGGGUUUAUUGUUUCUCCAUCAUGAAAAGCACAUCAUCCAUAGGGACUUAAAGCCUUCUAAUUUAUUGAUAAAUCAUAGAGGGGAAGUCAAGAUUUCUGAUUUUAGUUUGAGUGCCACAGUGGCUUCCACAGCAGGACAGGCGAAUACUUUUGUUGGCACAUACAACUAUAUGUCUCCUGAAAGGAUUUCAGGAGGCAAUUAUGGGCAUAAAAUUGACAUUUGGAGCUUGGGAAUUGUAAUGCUCGAAUGUGCAAUUGGUCAAUUCCCAUAUUCCCCACCAGAGCAAGAGGAUGGGUGGUCAAGUUUUUAUGAGCUUAUGGAAGCCAUUGUUGACCAACCACCUCCUUGUGCACCGCGGGAUAAAUUUUCUUCAGAGUUUUGCUCAUUUAUUUCUGCUUGCUUGCAAAAAGAACCUGGUGACCGACAGUCAGCACAGAAACUUUUGGCACAUCCCUUUAUGAACAUGUAUGACGAUUCGGAUGUAGAUCUGUCCACUUACUUCACCAAUCUAGGAUCUCCACUUGCAACCUUUUGAAACUUACCUGUAAUUCAUUUUGGAGUUCACAUUUGUGAACAACUAGCUUGAGACUAAAAUCCAGAAAUCUGGUGAAAGACUCCUUGUUGUUGCGGCUGAAGUAAAAUAAUCCUCUGAGCAGGACCGGCAGAAGCCGGUAAUGCAUCAAAGGUUUCCAAAGAAGCCUUGGAGUGUGAAGGUUCAGCUAAUUAUGCUAAUCACGCUUUAUAAUUGCAAGGUGAAGGUAUGUUUUAGUGUGUGUCAAUCUGUGUAAUCAACUAAUUGCAUGGUCUCAGAAAUGGGAAUUUAGCAAGUUAGACGAUUGAACUUGAAAAAAUUUGUUUAAUUUCCCCGAAAGAUUUUAGACUUUGUAGAUGCUGGAGGUAGUGUUUCAAUUUCAAAGACGGCUUAUUAUGUUUAAUAAAGAAGUUAGAUGGUGUGAGGUUGUUCUUAUGCUUUUGAUCAU